Messenger RNA from Closterium sp. Naga37s-1, 1584 nucleotides. The record is from the annotation of a GenBank genome assembly. NCBI's taxonomy places the organism in Eukaryota, Viridiplantae, Streptophyta, Zygnematophyceae, Desmidiales, Closteriaceae.
AUGAGCACUCCCUCCCGUCACUCACGCUUCCUUCCCGACGUGCGAUCACGCUCCCUCCCCUCCCGUCGCCUUCGCGCAACGCUUCUUUCGCCCCUCUCCACUCCUUUCCGUCGCCCAGCACACUCCCCUCCGUCGCCAAGCUCACUCCCCUCUGUCGCGCUCGGUAACUCCACUUCCGUCGCCCACGCGCACUCCCUCCGUCGCCCACGCGCUCUCCCUACGGUCGUGUGCGCGCACUCCCUUCCGUGGUGUGCGCGCUCUCCCUUCCGUCGUGUGCACGCACUCCCUUCCAUCGUGUGCGCGCUCUCCCUUCCGUCGGUCCGUCCUUUCCCUAUCCGUCCUUUCCCCCAUCCUCUCCUCUCCACUCCCCAUUCGAUCCUCUCCCCAUCCGAUCCUCUCCCCAUUCAAUCCUCUCCCCAUCCGAUCCUCUCCCCAUCCGUCCUUUCCCCCAUCCUCUCCUCUCCACAUUCGAUCCUCUCCCCAUCCGAUCCUCUCCCCAUCGAUCCUCUCCCCAUCCGAUCCUCUCCCCAUCCUCUCCUCUCCCCAUUUGAUCCUCUCCCCAUCCGAUCCUCUCCCCAUCUGAUCCUCUCCCCAUCGAUCCUCUCCCCAUCCGAUCCUCUCCCCAUUCGAUCCUCUCCCCAUCGAUCCUCUCCCCAUCCGAUCCUCUCCCCAUCCGAUCCUCUCCCCAUCCGAUCCUCUCCCCAUUCGAUCCUCUCCCCAUCCAAUCCUCUCCCCAUCGAUCCUCUCCCCAUCCGAUCCUCUCCUCAUCCGAUCCUCUCCCCAUUCGAUCCUCUCCCCAUCCGAUCCUCUCCCCAUCCGAUCCUCUCCCCAUCCAAUCCUCUCCCCAUUCGAUCCUCUCCCCAUCCGAUCCUCUCCCCAUCGAUCCUCUCCCCAUCCGAUCCUCUCCUCAUCCGAUCCUCUCCCCAUUCGAUCCCCUCCCCAUCCGAUCCUCUCCCCAUUCGAUCCUCUCCCCAUCCGAUCCUCUCCCCAUCGAUCCUCUCCCCAUCCGAUCCUCUCCCCAUCCGAUCCUCUCCCCAUUCGAUCCUCUCCCCAUCCGAUCCUCUCCCCAUCCGAUCCUCUCCCCAUCCGAUCCUCUCCCCAUCCGAUCCUCUCCCCAUCCGAUCCUCUCCCCAUCGAUCCUCUCCCCAUUCAAUCCUCUCCCCAUCCGAUCCUCUCCCCAUCGAUCCUCUCCCCAUCCGAUCCUCUCCCCAUCCGAUCCUCUCCCCAUCCGAUCCUCUCCCCAUCGAUCCUCUCCCCAUUCGAUCCUCUCCCCAUUCGAUUCUCUCCCCAUCGAUCCUCUCCCCAUCCGGUCCUCUCCCCAUCCGAUCCUCUCCCCAUCCGAUCCUCUCCCCCUCCCCUCCAGGUGUUUCCAACACCGUCCUCGGCCUUGCGGCACCUCCUCAUCCGGUGUGUUUAGCUGCACCUGGCAUCUGCUUGAAGCUCUGUGGGCAGAUGGUGGCGCGCAGAGUCGCCCAGCAGAGGCCUACGUGGGGCAACCGGAAGCACGUGCUACAGCUACUGCUGUGGCGAGCGUGUGUUUCUGCUCACAAGAGUCACAUGGUGCUGUGCAACGGGGUAAGCUAA